This is a messenger RNA of Vicugna pacos (alpaca), 2319 nucleotides long. NCBI's taxonomy places the organism in Eukaryota, Metazoa, Chordata, Mammalia, Artiodactyla, Camelidae. The record is from RefSeq and is a predicted model, not a curated record.
AUGUCUUUAGAGGUCACCCCGGCCACACACUGUGGUAGAGGCCCAACCCGGAAUAGAUUCCCGUAUCACCUCUGGAGGCCGGCAGCCUCUCUGGGUAAAACGCUGGGAGUUGAUGACCAAGCAGUUUCAGAAGUGAACCAUCCAGCAAAUUUAAAAAGAUACAGUCUCAACUCCGCGGACGUGGGAUUUAUCCCGUUGCACAAAAAAGGGCGAUUGUCUGUUCCAAGGGAGAAUAACAUGGUUUUGCAAGAACUUCUUGAAAACAUAGAGAGGCAGGUUAACCGCCUUUGUGAAAUUGUUUCACGAAUGCAGCAUUCUUUGGAGAAAUCAUUGUCACUAAACGAUGGAGAUUGUAACCCAACUAUUCCAGUGGAAAGGCAAGAAAACGGUGCCGAGAUCAACCCUGUAGGAACAUCUCUUCAGUCAGCAGCACUUCCUAAACUGCAGGAGCCAGUUCUCACGGAAAGUCCACCACUUCCCAAAAUUGUCUCCUCAUAUUCAUUACAGCCAUGUCUCACACCAGGCAGCCCGUUUUCUGAUCCUGGUGUUCCAUCCUUUUUCAGCGAAGGUGCCGAAAGUACCAACAGUGUUAUCUCACCUGCCCAGGCUAAUCUAGCAGUACCUACAGCAGUUCUCCCACAGGGAGAACCCAGUCUGGCAGACACCCCUAAGACACCCUCAACUAUAAUGGAAAAUAAUAGCGUGAGCCCAGACACUGCCUUGCCACCUCGCUGCAUCCUUCCCAAUUCUGUCAAGGAUAGUUUCCCCAGUGUAGAAUUUGUGAAUGAAAGUUCUUGUAUUGUAGCCCUUGAAAACUUUUUAUUUACAGAAAUGCCAGGAAAAGAAGAAAUCAGCCUUGAAAACAGCACAGAAUCAGUGCAUUACCCAACUUUAUUCAGAAAUGACAGUGGCCAAGAUACUGCUUCUUCGUCUAUCUUCAUCCCUCUCAAUUUUACGGUUGAAAAAUUCAUCCUUAUAGAAAUGCCAGGAAAAGCAGAAAACAACCUGGAAAACAGCUCUCAGACAAUGUAUUACCCAGCUUUAUUGGGAAAUAUCAGUGGCCCAGAUACUAAUUCUUCAUCUUAUUCGGUUCCAACCAAUUUUGCACUUGAAAAAGUUAUACUUAUAGAAACGCCGGGAAAAGCAGAAGCCAGUGUGGAAAACAGCUCUCAGACAAAUUCAGUGGGAAAUGACAGUGGCCCAGAUACUGCCUCGUCAACUCACUACAUUCCACACAAUUUUGACAGGUCUUUUCUUUCAGCACUUUUACCUAUGGAAAUAUUGAUGAAAGCAGAAAAUAACAUGCAAAAGAGUCCUGAAACAAUGAAUUACCCAACUGUAUUGAAAAAUGACAAUAGCCAAAACCCCUCCUCGUCAUCUUUCUGCAUCCCUUCCAAUUUUGGAUAUCUUGGUGAUCCAAAAAGAAAUGUCAGGAUACUUGAUAUUCAUUUGAUGACUGCACAAAAGAAGACCAAACCUAACCUUGCAGCCCGCUACUUGGUUCGUAUUUUGUUCUCCAAAGAAACCCUGAUGAGUAGCUCUGUAAGUGUCAAUUCCAAAGGCCGCCAACCCCUGGAUCCAAACAAAAUGGCUGCAAUAAGAGAAUAUCUGGCAGCAGUUUUUCCCAACCAUGAUUUGCGUGAACAUGGAAAAGACUGGCAAGCCUGUAUUUCCGAUAUCAAUGCUCUCAUCUGGCAUUUAUGUUUUGAAGCCAAAAGAAAACUCCAGAAAACUGUUGACAACAAUAAAGACCCUACCAACCCCGAUAGACCAACGUCUGCAGAUUCAAAUGAUAAAAGGAAUGGUUCUGGUGGUGAAAGUAGUUCCCAGUUAUCUCAGCAAGCAGCUGUCUCAGAAACAAGAGAAAAUGGGAAUUCUCAGCAGAACAUCAGUGCUCUCCCUGAGGGAAUUAAAGAACCUUCCACUGAUAAUUCAAUGGUAUCUUAUGAAACACUGGAAUAUCUUGGAAAUCCAUGUAGAAAUAUACAGUUGCCAAAACUGGUACUGAAUAUAGCAAAACAGAAGUCUUGCCCAGAGCUGUCAGCCAGAUACCUUAUUCGCAACCUGUUCACAGAGGAAAUCCUGAUACAAAGUAACGUCUAUGGCACGUUGGGGCGUGGCGUGUUCGCCCUUGACUCCAAUAAGAUUAAUGCUCUCCGAGAGUUUCUCCAAGACAUCUACCCGGCUUCUGAUCUAUCGGAAACUGGACGUGACUGGAAAUUGUGUGUGACAGCUAUCAAUAGUUGUAUCCGUAGUCUUAGAUAUCACCUCAGGAAUUCUACAUCUAAAUCACAGUCGCCUCCGACAACGACCUCGUGA